CAAGCACUGCAACAAAAUAAACUCGAAAACAAUUGAAUAAUCAACAAUGUGGCAGGUAAACAAUGCGUGGAGAGCCGCCGCCUAGCAGGGGAGAGCUGCAAUUGUACCAAGAACAAUGAUGGCCAGCGCACCACCAACUCAGACUACAGCAGCCACAACGGUGGCAUAUGACGCCACCCAGCAGAGGCAUGAUCGACGAGAGCUGAGGCAACAGCAAGUGGUUGCCACCAGCUUGCUCACGGAGCUGCGACGCGCCACCAACUACUGGUUCCAAGCGAAGAACGAUGAUGGCUUCCAGAUGCUGGUCCAGACAUGUUCCCAGAUCUUGCAACACGGGCUGGUGUUGCAGCCGCAGCCUGGCAGCGGGGAGCUGCAGCGUCUCGCCGAUGACUUUGAGUUUUUGCUCACCAGCGAGGAGAAGAUGAAGCUGCAGCAGCCACCUUAUCGCCGCUGGAGCGAGCAGCAGCCACAUCAGUCGCCGCGGAGUGUCGAUGAGUUUUUCCGCCUGUGGAUUACUCGAUGCCUGCAGGCGCGCUGCCUGUCUCAGUGCUUGCAGUCACUGGUGGCCGACAAGGAGCUGUUGGACUGCUACUAUCAGCGAGAGGUAGCCUUUCUGCGCCACUUGGGGCAUGCCAAUACGCUGUUUGUGUGCCUCACCGCGGUGCAGCUCAACCAAAGCAGCCUCCUCAGCCAGCUGGAGGUGCACAGGCAGCUGCGCCAUCGACGCACCUGCUCGCAGCCGAACUUUAGCAUCUCGCCGCGUCUGCAGGUGGUGCCGGAGGAGAAGCUGCAUCCGCAUUUGCAUCUGCAACAGCGGCUGCCCAGGCUGAGACGCUGCAAGAGUCUGCCCAAUCUGUACCACGAGGACGAGGAGCAAGAAGCGGCCCGUCGGCGCUGCCAGACCUACAGCAGUCCCCGCACAAACAGAACGGCUGCCGAUGCUAACAUGCUGCCCUCCACUUCGGCGGGCAGCUUCCACAGCAGUUUGAGCCGCUCUAGCACCAGCACGUCCAGCACCAGUCCGCGGCGCAUCGAACUGAUCAAUUGCGAUGAUAUUAAGAUCUGGACAGAUCAAACAGGCAGCCAACCAGCGGAGAUUCCCCAAACCCAGUCGCAGUCCCGAUCCCAGUGCAGCAUCAGGGCCUCGCCGUUCAACAACUUCCUAACGAAUCUCUUUGGCUCCCCGCCUGUGUAUACGAGCUGGUUCAAUCGCGGCCUGGGGGAGGAUCUGAACGGCCUAGGCGGCGGCGUCCUGGACAGCUUCCUCCCAGUCAACGGCAGGAAGCUGAAGAAGAAGCAGACCCUCUUCGAGGGCGUCAGCAUGCUGGAUGAGGCAGCAGCGGCAGCAACCGUGGCAUCUACCUCGAACUAUAGCACCGCCCCGCUGGACAUCGUUGGAAUGGCGGAUGGCAGCUACGGCGACGGCAGCCAGGCGACCAGCUCCAGUUCGGCCAGUGCCACGCCGGGGAGCACCCUGAGCAGCGACAAGAUGGACCAGCAGUCGCUGGCCACCUUUCUGCAAAUGUCCCGCUACACGCACAACAACACGGACCUGGAGAAGGAGAACGCCCACUUUCGCAUAUCAGAGGCCUGCAUCACGGCCAUCGAGCACGUGAAAUGGAGCCGCCGGAAGGACGUGGCCAAGCCCAGUGCCGCCGCCUUCUCAACGGAACCCGAUCUGAUGCCGUACGUGGAGCAGAUGGGCUCUCUGGAAGGCGGUCAUAGCAGCCACAGUGCCGAGGCCGUGGGCUUGCAGCUCAUCUCCCGCUUCAACGACCAGCAACUGCCGAGGGUGGGGCACCUCAAGUGGCUAGUCUCGGAGCAGGACACGCCGCAGCAGCUGCUGCCGAUGCCCAAGCAGGAGCAGGACAAGGAGAAGACCGCCGCCGCCAGCAUGACGCGCGGCACCAAGACCUGGGCCCCGCCCCGCCAGCAAAUCAUAUUUACCGAGCAUCCGAGCGUCAGCCGCUCCCAGCAGCUCAGUCGCCAGGGGAACCGGUGUGCCGGGUGCGGGAUGCGAGUGGCACGCCAAUACCAGCAUCAUUUCCGGUACUGCAGCUACCUGGGCAAGUACUUGUGCACGGGCUGUCAUCGCAAUCAGAUCUCGGCCAUACCCGCCAAGAUCCUGCAGAACUGGGACUUUCGCUGCUAUCCGGUAUCCUCGUUCGCCUACCGCCUCAUCGAGCAGAUGUACACGUUUCCGCUGUUCCAUGUGCCCGACCUGAAUGCACAGCUCUAUUCAAAGCACAAAGACCUGGCCAAAGCGCGUCGCCGCCGCAUCCAACUGCAGUCGGUCAAGGAAUUCAUUGGCAACUGUCGCUUUGCAACGAGGGAACAGGCAUUUUUCAAUGCCAUACCACUGCACCUCACCCAGGAUACGGACAUGUGGUCCAUGUGCGAUUUUGUGGAUGUGCAAAACAGCAGCAUGAGCCGCUCCAUCAAGGAAUUGAUCCUGUUGAGCGAGCAGCAUGUGCACAACUGUGUGCUCUGUGUGGGCCGGGCCUUUGUGUGUGAAUACUGCAAGAGCAACGAGUUCCUCUAUCCCUGGCAGCGGAAGAUUGAACGCUGCGUGGGAUGCGGCACGUGCUCCCAUUACAGCUGCUGGAGGGCCAAACGCAGCGAGCCGUGUCCCCGCUGUGCCCGGCUCCAGGCCAGGGCCAGUUAGCCCCCAAGUCUGUGUAUAUCUAUCAGUGUAUGCAUAUGUAUAUCCUUGACCUGUAUAUAAUCGUUUAAAUUACCAAAACUGUUAUGAAAAUUGUGUACCUCAGGCGAUGCGAUGGAAGGAGAGCGGAGAACCCAUGUUGAUUUUAUACAUAUAUACGAUACGAAUAUUUAUUGUACACCUGCACAUACAAUAUGAUUAAAAUAUGUGCAUAUAUUUUUUAACUCAA
Messenger RNA from Drosophila persimilis, 2891 nucleotides. RefSeq lists its product as uncharacterized. The record is from RefSeq and is a predicted model, not a curated record. Gene Ontology annotation, cellular component: intracellular membrane-bounded organelle. The transcript is spliced from 4 exons. Bases 116 to 2665 code for a protein of 849 amino acids. Gene Ontology annotation, molecular function: phosphatidylinositol phosphate binding. Lineage: Eukaryota; Metazoa; Arthropoda; Insecta; Diptera; Drosophilidae.